CAAGCCACUGAAAAUAGCAGAACAGAAGAUGAGGUCUCUCAAGGUCUUCAUCUGACUGCCCAUGUGGCACAGCAAUUGGCGACCGAAUUGGAAGGUAUCGACGUUCUGAAUGCAGAGAGCCUUCUUGAAUCAGUUCGGAAUCUCAAAAGACUCAGAAAUUCCCUUCUUUCUACUGAUUCCCGUUCGAACAUCAAAAAUGACGUCAAUCAAGACACCUCUUCACCCGAAUACUACUCCUCGCAAUUAAAUCAUCUACAAGGCACUUCAGAGGUUGAAGGUCUUCGUGCUCAGCUGGCAGUAUACGAAAAACGUCGAGCUGAUCUUGAAAACCGAGUGGCAGAACUCUCCUCAAACCUCUCACAUGCUCAAGCCGCAAAUCAAGCCAAUGAAGCAGCUCUCACUGCUUCACGCCGCAAUGAAGCCGCACUUCGACGUCGACUUCUUGCUACGAUGGACACGGGAUCGUCAAGUAGUUCAAGGGCCAGACCAGUGUCAUCUUUGGACUACACUGGCACCUCACCACCAGGCAUGAAAGAUGACCUUGAUGCACAGACGAAGAUAAUCAAACUGAAGACAGAGAACACAGCUCUGACAGAAGCCAGCCAAUUAGAUCGAGUGCGCUUACAGGAGCAAGCUACUCGUAUCAUUCAACUUGAAGCGGAACAAAGAACUCUCCAUGACAGAAUGGCCAGCCUACAGGCAUCCGAAUCCUGCGCCCAACGGGCCGGUGUUAGAUUGCAGGCAUUGUAUGAGGAUAUGCUACGUGAGUUCUCUGAAUCGACCACCCUGGAGGCGAAUGCAGGUAGACGACGUCAACGUCUGACUGACUCCCGUGGUUACGAGACAGACACCGCCCUUUUUUCCACCUCUGCUCAUAGACAAUCAACUGGUGAAGACACCGACGCAAAUAAGCUCUGCAAGUCAAAGGCCUGCAUUGAGACUCGUGAAGUCCUUCAUAGUCUCCAGGAUCGUUUCAUUCGUACCGCAGAACAACUGGCUGAGGCAGAAACCUUGUUAGCUGAAAUGGCUUCAUCAACUACUUCCACGUUAUCAAAAUCGUCCAAGUCUAUCACUUGUGGAAACCUCCUUCUUGCCCUUCGUACCGUAACCACUGGAUCCGCCAACAGCCCAUCAAAUCACGCUGAUCAACAACGUCUAAUCAGUCGAUUGGAACGAUGGAUAAAUGCUUGGUUAGCUCAACGUGAGGAACUUGAGAAUCAGUUGAGACAGCGUUGUGUCGAUAUGGAGGUUGAAUUGGCCAAAUCAUCAUCCGAAAUUGACCCCAAAGUUCUCAAAUCCUGCCUUGAAGCUCAGAGAAAGGAACUCAGUGAGACCUACUCAAAGCUUCAGCAGGCACAAGAAGAGCUAGAGGCUACAAAGGCUUUAUAUGAAAGCAAGUUGCCUGACGUUGAUUGCAGUGGAACACACAUCGACGUCCUUGAGACCAUUUGA
Rodentolepis nana is the source of this 1452-nucleotide messenger RNA. The record is from the annotation of a GenBank genome assembly. NCBI's taxonomy places the organism in Eukaryota, Metazoa, Platyhelminthes, Cestoda, Cyclophyllidea, Hymenolepididae.